This is a messenger RNA of Olea europaea var. sylvestris, 2025 nucleotides long. Its product is annotated as probable mitochondrial adenine nucleotide transporter BTL3. Lineage: Eukaryota; Viridiplantae; Streptophyta; Magnoliopsida; Lamiales; Oleaceae. The transcript is spliced from 4 exons. Bases 238 to 1563 code for a protein of 441 amino acids. Gene Ontology annotation, biological process: transmembrane transport. The record is from RefSeq and is a predicted model, not a curated record.
AUUGGUCGUGGAUUGGUUCGAUUUUUGCCCGGGAUCUUCUUGUACUCGCCGCUCGGCGAUGGUAACUAUGCACUGAAAUAUACCCCCAUCGCUCUCACCCUCGAAUCAAUUCUCUAUUUUAUACCAUUCUCUCUUCUUCUUCACUUUCUCUUUGUAUAUAUACACAUUUGUACUGUCUAUAUAUAAUCACGCCCUCAUCAAUUUGAUCUAGUGUUUGUAUUAAAUUUUUUAUUGCAAAUGCAUAACUUGGAGCAUUUAUGUAAGAAUUUGAUUGCAAGUCAUGAUGAUUUGAGAUCAAAGAGUAAUUUGGAGUUAGAAAGCUUUGUUGGAAGAGGUGGGUUGUUUUUGGAAGAGUCGGUUCCUGCAUCAUUUGUUUCUUUGGUUUCUUCGAGUAAAUCGGUUUCAAUAACAGUUUCAUAUUGUCAGAGGAGAGGGAGGAGCCGCCGAAGGGGGCUGAUCGGCGGUGGUAGGUUUCUGUCAGUGACACUGUCGUCAGUUAAAGAUGGUGAAGAGUUUGGUGCGGAGGAGUCAGUGUCUGGUGGCGCUGUAGGGAAUAUUGGGGAAAAGAGUGGGGAGAAUGGGAAUGGGAAUGAUAGUGAAACGGUGGCGUUCAGGGAGGUUGUUAAGGAAGAGAAGGGGAGGCUUCACGGAGGAGGUGGCAGAGGUACUUUGAACACUGCUAAGCAUCUUUGGGCUGGCGCUGUUGCUGCCAUGGUAUCGAGAACUUUUGUUGCUCCAUUGGAGAGACUGAAACUGGAGUAUAUUGUCCGUGGUGAACAGAAGAAUCUUUAUGAGCUUAUUAAGACAAUAGCAUCUUCUCAAGGGCUCAGAGGAUUCUGGAAAGGAAAUUUUGUCAAUAUUUUACGUACAGCUCCAUUUAAAUCUAUCAAUUUCUAUUCUUACGAUACAUACAGAAACCAACUUCUCAAGUGGUCUGGCAAUGAGGAGACAACAAAUUUUGAAAGGUUACUUGCUGGUGCAGCAGCUGGAAUUACUGCAACUGUGCUCUGUAUACCUAUGGACACUAUCAGGACUGUUAUGGUAGCUCCAGGGGGGGAAGCCUUGGGAGGAUUAAUUGGUACUUUCCGUCACAUGAUCCAAACUGAAGGAUUCUUUUCUCUUUAUAAGGGCUUAGUUCCCUCUAUCAUUAGCAUGGCACCUUCUGGUGCUGUUUUUUAUGGUGUUUACGAUAUAUUAAAAUCAGCAUAUUUGAAUUCACCCAAAGGAAAAAUAAGGAUUCAACAUAUGAAACAACAAGGUGAAGAUUUGAAUGCUUUUGAACAACUCGAGCUGGGCCCAGUCAGAACUUUGAUAUACGGAGCAAUUGCGGGUGCAUGUUCUGAAGCUGCUACAUACCCAUUUGAAGUUGUGAGAAGACAGCUUCAGAUGCAAGUUCGAGCAAAAAAGAUGAAUGCAUUGCAAACUUGCAUUAAGAUAGUCGAACAAGGUGGCGUUCCUGCUCUCUAUUCUGGAUUGAUCCCGAGUUUAUUACAGGUUCUACCAUCGGCUGCCAUUAGUUAUUUUGUCUAUGAGUUCAUGAAGAUAGUCCUUAAGGUGGAAUAAAAUAAGCACGAUUACUAGUAAUAUGCUAAUGAAGAUUGCUGACAAUAAAAUUUACAUCUUGAAGAAUGGCCGACCAUAAGUUUUUAUGGCCUCCGAUUUGGUUGUCUCAACAAGAAGAUUUACAGCACAUUCCUCAUUCAUCCCGUAAAAGAAUAAUCUCUCAUUAGAAUAGGCUACUGUCAAGGGGACUAGGUCAGGUUUCGAGAAUCACGUCCCUUGUUAGUGAAAAAUGCUCAGGUUUUAAUGUCUUUUGAUGCAAGAAUAGCAAUUUUUCUCAUGUAACUUGAUGUUCUCUAUUUGCAAAUGCCUGCAUUCCUCGGACAUGUUUCAUAAUUUGCUGCUUAUCUACUAGUUAAUUGUGUUGAUCAAGUCGUAGCUGUCAUAAUUUAAAGCACUGGAAGAACAUUCGAAAAUGUGCAAGGUUUUAAUUUGCUAGAUACAAGGAAAGAACUAUUUUAUCUA